Messenger RNA from Eimeria mitis, 1545 nucleotides. RefSeq lists its product as uncharacterized. The transcript has 2 exons. The record is from RefSeq and is a predicted model, not a curated record. The coding region runs from base 1 to 1545 and encodes 514 amino acids. Lineage: Eukaryota; Apicomplexa; Conoidasida; Eucoccidiorida; Eimeriidae.
AUGGGAAGGAAAGCGCCAGAGGGCUUGGGGCUAGCGGGUGGGAGCGAAGCCAACUCUUUGGAUGAAACCCAGAAUCAUGGCCAUUCUGCGGUUGCACGGGCUGGAGGCACGGGUGAUUCGUCGACUCUCGAGACCACAGCGGAACAGCAGGUCAACGUGCCUGUGGUGCAUCCUGGGGGAACACCUCAAUCUGAGUCCGGAGGACGACGCUAUAGCGUUGCAUUUAGUGCGUUGCUCAUCUUGGUGCUCACCAUGUGCGCGUCCGUUAGUGUGGGUAGCAUGGCUUGGGGCAGAAGCAGGAGGAUUAGUGCGGGCGUGGCACCACCUGUGCAAGCACCACAGGACAAAGAGCAGUCGACGACCUUUGCAGUAGACAGCCCGACACAAGAGGAGUCGGAAACGGAGGAUCUUGAUGAGCUUUCGGAGGACCUGUUGGAGGCGCUUGUGGAAUUUAGACGGAGACCGGAAGGCCUCGAACCUCCGCUGAAUGAUAUAGUUUCCGGCGUUGUUCCGAGGAAAGACGAUGCUGUGGCGGCGUCUUUGGCCCGUGCAUUGGAUGCUGUGCACAGCGCCUCUGCCCCUACACAACGACAGCUCGCUGACAAGUACCUCGACCAACUAUUUUGGGAUUUGGGACACCGUGACUUCGACCUUCUCCUGCAAGGUAUGGUCGGAGAAGUGCAGGCAGCGGCACCCUCCGAGGAAGAUACCAAUCCGGAGAAGGAGGAAGUUCAAAGCGCGAGAACUGCCCUUCGGGUGGCUGUUCUGGACGCCUUUACAGCCAGGGUGAAAGCCAUAGAGCACCUCAAGCAAGUGAAGGAAGAUGCGGAAGACGAGGAGGCGAGGUUGGAGGACCAAAUACCCAGGGAGAGAGUAGGACUCGCGCAGUUGCUGAGGAAGGUGCAGGGGGUCCCUGAAGGGGCUGCUGAGGCAGCAGCGCAGCAGGUGGAAUCGGUUUCCGCCUCCGUUCCGGCGUUCAAAGCGCAGCGGCUCGUCAACAUUAUCCAGCAUUCAAGGGAAAAGCUUGCGGGGGACUUGAAUGUGGCUGUUGCCCUCUUCGGUGCUCUGCAAGCAGGAGACUAUUUUACCCCGGGAACGGAACUCGAAUCUUUAGAAUCAGUUGGUGUAGCGUCAGUGCAGGGGGAGACCACGUUGAGUGACCGAGACGAGCAAAUGGUUCACCUACAAGAACAUCAACACAAGUUACUUAGGGAUAUGAUGAAGUCCAUGGAAGCAGAUGGACAGGGCAAAGAUUCCCUGAGAAAAGCUUCCGAGUUGCUCUUCAGAAUGUAUCGAAUGGAUAUGGCAUGCAGAUUUGGGGCCAGCCAGCGAGAAGACUUCUGGCAUUUUCUCAAAAAUCACUGGUCCCCGAAGGCUCACGACACUUUGUGCGAACUCAUCGGCAAACAGGACAAAAUAUUCCAGGAAUCCGAAUAUGUCAGCCGGACGUACACCUUAAUGACGGCUACCUCGUUACGCGGAAGUGCCUCAAAAGAAAAGCAGGUGGACUUACUGCUGCUCCAAGCAGCACUAGCUCUCCUUUGA